AUGGAGGGGACGAUGCUGACGGAGGGGCAGGAGAAGCCCCAGAAGCGGGUGAGGUUCCGAGUGGCUUCUGGGAACAGCGGCCGGGUGCUGAAGGAGAUGUUCAAGGAUGAAGGGCCUUCGGAUUCCCUAGAGUCAGACUGCACCAGCAGCUCUGACGCCGACAGAGCUAGCACCCCCUCCACAAGUGGAGAGCCGCACGGACACCUGUAUGGAUACAUGGGCUCGGAGCUGGACGACAGCGGGAGCGAGCCCGAUGACCUGCUCAUGUAUGCGGGGGGCACGAAGGACUGGUCGUUCACCACCAAGAGGGUCAACAUACUCAGUAAAAAUGGGACUGUGAGGGGGGUCAAGCACAAAGUCAGCGCAGGUCAGACGCUGUUUGAAAACCUUCCCAAUUGCAACAGUUUGGAGUUGUUGCUUGAGUUUGGGCGGAUUGUCAUCUACACGACCAGUUUCCGUGUGGUGAGGACGACCUUCGAGCGCUGCGAGCUGGUCAGAAAGAUUUUCCAGAACCACAGGGUGAGGUUUGUGGAGAAGAACAUCGCCCUGAACAGCGAGUAUGGGAAGGAUUUAGAGGAGCGCUGCAAACGUGUGGGAGAACCUCCUUCGUUACCUGUUGUGUUCAUUGAUGGACACUACCUAGGGGGUGCUGAGAAAAUACUCGGUAUGAAUGAAUCAGGAGAAUUUCAAGAUCUUAUGAUAAAAAUCGAGCGGGUACAGCAUCCCCAGACGUGCCAGUCCUGUGGGGGCUUUGCCUUCAUCCCAUGCCCAACGUGCCACGGCAGCAAGAUGUCCAUAUUUCGCAACUGCUUCACGGAUUCCUUCAAAGCCCUCAAGUGCACUUCCUGCAAUGAGAACGGUCUGCAGCCCUGUGAGAGCUGCACCCGAUGA
This is a messenger RNA of Limanda limanda (common dab), 891 nucleotides long. It is a transcript of the gene grxcr1a, whose product is annotated as glutaredoxin and cysteine rich domain containing 1 a. Bases 1 to 891 code for a protein of 296 amino acids. The transcript has 4 exons. Lineage: Eukaryota; Metazoa; Chordata; Actinopteri; Pleuronectiformes; Pleuronectidae. The record is from RefSeq and is a predicted model, not a curated record. Gene Ontology annotation, biological process: sensory perception of sound.